This is a messenger RNA of Candidula unifasciata, 537 nucleotides long. NCBI's taxonomy places the organism in Eukaryota, Metazoa, Mollusca, Gastropoda, Stylommatophora, Geomitridae. The record is from the annotation of a GenBank genome assembly.
AUGAAGUACGACAACUGUCGGAGUUUUAUGUAUAAUCAGUCUACAGGGUUAUGCACCCCUGGGUCAUGGAUAAAUGAACAACAUCCACCACCUUCCGCUACGGAAGGACAAUUAUUCCACAGUUUCGACUGCAACGAAACACCCGGUUUCCAGUUGUUCCACAGACCACGCUUUUCAGCCUGCAUUUGGAAGUCUAAUAAAUGGUUGACGUACCUUCAGGCUAAGGAAGACUGCCGGCAUCAUGGCGGAUUUCUAGCUUCCGUUAAGACAAUGGACAAGCUGCUGUUGUUGGAAGAGGAGUUUGGAAUUUCGGAAGACGUGUGGGUCGGCUGUGAUGAAAUGAGAGAGGAGGGGCGGUUUGUAUGGAUCGAAGAUGGCGAAGUCCUUCCCUUGGGGUCUCCUCUGUUUGCUGAAUACCAGCCAGACGAUCGCGAGGGUGACGAAGAUUGCCUGUGUCUUCAACAGGAAGGGAAGAAACUUGGUGACUGGAUUUGUUCCGCUUUUUUUCAUUAUUUCUGUGAGAUCCCUGUCCCAUAA